CGGGAAGCAGCGCCACAAGUGAGAGGGAGGGGAAGGUGUGCCUUGGUAGCGGGCAUAGCGCGGCCACCUCAGCGCCGGCAGUUUGCGUUGUGCGGAGGAUUCCUGCCACGUCAGCGAGUUGUGCGAAGCUGCUCAACCUCUGCCGGUGACCGACAUCGCGCCACUCCCAGAUUCUCCACCGGUGAGACAGCAAAGACAAUGCAAAAUCGGGCGAAGCGCUGUCAGGUCUACCGCGCUGUCGUUUUGUGAAGGAAACCAGAGCCAUCUAUUUGUAUGCAGACUUCACCUCUGUCUUGGGCUGGCUUGCACUUAUAUGCUAUUUAUACAUGUAGCUGAGGCUCUUCCCGGCCCUCCAGCAAGGGGAUAGGGAAGACUGCGCGUGGGUGCGAAGCACACAGCUUUGUCAGCAAUGGCAGCGAUAAUGGGGACAGCAGUAGCUGCCACUGCAGAGGCACGGAGCUCUCCUGUGCUGGAGUCUUUUAGCCGUUCUUCUUCUUGUGGCUGUGGUUCUUCUUCUUCAUCUUCAUCUUCUUCUUCUUCCUUGUCGUUUCCUUCGGGUGAGAUUAGACUAUCCCAGAUUAUUUCUAAGAAGGCAUUCACGAUCGUCAGCAGGCGGCAUAUCGAAGGCCUAACCAAGUCCGCAAGUGCAAAAAGCUGCUGCAGUUGCUCCUUACACUGUCAUGGCCCCAGUCUCCCUCCUGCACCGCUAUCGCGACGUGUACGCCAUCAGCUCAUCGAGAAAACUCUUCCCAGGGCAACAGGUGUCAAUGCCCUGCCCAGGUUCACAACGGCGACGAUGACGACGGGGAGGAGGAGGAGCGCAAGACGGCUCGUCUGUGCAGCAUCCCAAGGAGAAUCCUCCGAGGUUGCCUCAGCCGACCAGGAUCGUAGUAAUGCGGCACCCGUCCUAACUCGGCCAGCAGCAGCAGGAGAUCAAUCAUCCCCCUCCUCUUCGCCACCCAUAACCUCAACAAGCGGCGAGUCGAAGGCUCCAUCCUCUUCGUUGUCGUCCCCCGCAUCAUCUGGAAGCAAUGCAAACGACAAGAAGCCUACAGUCCAGGAUGGCGCCAGCGCGAACAGCGGGAGCGAGAGGCGGGAGCAGGUUGAUAAGAUUGCCAAUGCGCCGAAGGUAGGGGGAGCAGGGCUGGCUGGUGGAGAAAGCGCGUCGGGAAAGUCGACGGCAGCGGCGGUGGGCGCAUCCAUGUCAAAGAUUGGAUUCAGUAGCCGUACAAAUUCCCGUGUGCUCCAAGCUCUUAAGCAGAGUGACAAGAGCAGUGGUGAUCCCAGUGAUCCUGCCUCUCCUGGAAGUGGGAUUAGUCAGCUCACGUUUGGCCGCCCCGUGGCACCGAAAAACAUAUUUGAUGUGGAGCCUUCGAAAGAGAGAAUAGCAGCAGCUUCAGAGAAGAAGAAGCAGCCGUUCAGUGUCUCAAAAGGACAGUUGUUUAUUUUGUUCUCUUUCACACUCAUCAUAUCAAUUAUGGUAGGGACUGCGUACCUAGUAUGGAAAGUUGGUGCUAUUCAUUACAAUACCUAGUGUGUUCUGAUAUGGUAAUGGGUUAGUUAAUAAUAUUUGGGACACUCAAGG
Messenger RNA from Chara braunii, 1585 nucleotides. The record is from the annotation of a GenBank genome assembly. NCBI's taxonomy places the organism in Eukaryota, Viridiplantae, Streptophyta, Charophyceae, Charales, Characeae.